Molecule: messenger RNA, 1494 nt
Organism: Camelina sativa (false flax)
Lineage: Eukaryota; Viridiplantae; Streptophyta; Magnoliopsida; Brassicales; Brassicaceae
Source: RefSeq, a predicted model, not a curated record
AUGAAAGUACAAUACCCCGACUGGCUGGCCAAUCCGGUGGUGGUCAAGAAAAAUAACGGCAAAUGGCGAGCCUGCGUUGACUUCACCGACCUCAAUAAGGCAUGCCCUAAAGACUGCUUCCCGUUACCUCACAUCGACCGACUCGUGGAGGCUACAGCAGGUAACCAACUUUUCUCGUUCAUGGAUGCGUUCUCCGGAUACAACCAGAUCGCGAUGAGCCCAGCCGAUCGCAAAAAAACCGCGUUCAUCACGGAUAGAGGGACCUACUACUACAAGGUGAUGCCAUUCGGCCUGAAAAACGCAGGGGCGACCUACCAACGCCUGGUCAACACGAUGUUCGCCGACCUGUUAGGGCAAACAAUGGAAGUCUACAUUGACGAUAUGUUGGUCAAAUCUCUUAUAGCAGAACAACACAUCCAGCACCUCACCGAAUGCUUCGACAUCCUAGAUCGAUUCCAGAUGAAGUUAAAUCCCACCAAGUGCACUUUCGGGGUGACCGCGGGGGAAUUCUUGGGAUAUAUCGUCAUAGAACGCGGAAUCGAGGCAAACCCAAAGCAGAUCGAAGCAGUGCUGGGACUCCCAUCGCCAUCCAACAAACGAGAAGUACAGCGCUUAACAGGUCGGGUAGCCGCGCUGAACCGUUUCAUCGCCCGAUCGACGGACAAGUGUCUCCCAUUUAAUCAGCUUCUUCGGGGCAAUAAAGAUUUUCAUUGGGACGAAGCCUGUGCUCGUGAUGCCCGAAGAAGGAGAGACGUUAUAUCUCUACGUCUCCAUUUCCAGUUAGGCAUCACACUCCAUUGUUGUGCUAACCGACCAACCGCUCCGGACGGUCCUUCACAGCCCCCAUCAGUCCGGGCAAAUUGCAAAGUCCUUGCGGAUUUCAUCACGGAACUAUCCCCCGACCUCGAAGAAACCAUACCUAAGGAGGAACCCUGGACGUUGUUCACCGAUGGCUCCUCUUCCAACCAAGGAUCUGGUGUCGGGAUUAUACUCCGAUCUCUAACGGGCGAAGUCCUCGAGCAAGCAUUAAAACUCGGCUUCAAAGCAUUAAACAAUGAGACCGAGUACGAAGCUGUCCUAGCUGGACUACGGUUAGCCCAGGGUCUGGGGGUAACUAGUAUCCAAGUUUUCUGCGACUCCCAGCUAGUGGUUAGCCAGUUCAGCGGGGAGUACGGUGCUAAGAACGUGCGCAUGGAGACAUAUCGCCAGUUACUCCGAACUCUCUCUGCACAGUUCGCCUUGUUCAAACUAAUCAAAGUUCCGAGAAGCGAGAACGCAUCAGCAGACGCUCUCGCCGCCCUGGCGAAUUGUUCCGACCCGGAGUUGCGGCGAACGAUCCCAAUCGAGUGUAUCGAAAUUCCUAGCAUCGAUCAUACCGAUUUAACGCACGCCAUCAGCAACGCUGCAGAACCAAUGGAUAUCGACCUACCCGUCCAGGAUCCCGCGGAGAUAACACAACCCCCAGAUGACUGGCAGCUCGAAAUAAAAGAGUAA